CUGGGGUUCUUCCUGCUUCCCAACUCUUUACCCCGAGGCUCUUUCCCCCGUCCUUCCCUGCUCACUUCCUUAGGGCUCUUCCUGCUUCCCAGCCCUUCUCCCUGAGGCUCUCUUCACUUCUGCAGGGCUCUGCCUCACUUCUCUCGACCCUUUUCCCCAAGGCUCUCCCUGCUUCCUCACCCGCUUCUCCGGGGCUCUUCCCCACUUCCUUCCCUGCCGGCUUCCUUGGGGCUCUGCCCUGUUUCCCCGCCUGCCUCCCCGCUUCCCUACCCUUUUCUCCCGGGCCCUUCUGUUUUUCCACCUGCCACCCUGAGGCUCUUCCCCCCUUCCCCACCUCCUUCCCCAGGGCUUUGCCUGUUUCCCCACCGACUUCCCCGGAGCUCUUCCUGCUUCCCCACCCUUUUCUCUGGGGCUCUGCCUGCUUCCUUGGGGCUCUUCCUACUGCUCUUCCUGCUUCCCCACCCACCAGUUCUGGGCUGUGGUGGCCGCCACGGUGAGGGGAGCCCUUGGGGCCCCCUCUCUGCCCCUCGGGGCCAGCUGCCCCAAACAUGCCGCCCGCCAAGCCCGGUGGCAAAGGCGCCUUGGUGCUGCAGUGCGAGUGGGAGUUGUGCAGCUAUGUGGCCUCGAAGAUGGAAGAGUUCUGUGAGCACGUGGCCCAGCAUCUGCAGCAUCACCUUCCCGGGGAGCACCAGGAUGAGGUGGACCCACUUGAGGAAUAUACAUGUUUGUGGCAGGAAUGUGGUUUCUGUUCCCCGGAGAGCUCAGCUGACCUCAUCCGCCACGUCUAUUUCCACUGCUACCACACCAAGCUGAAGCAGUGGGGGCUGCGGGCCCUGCAGAGCCAGUCAGAUGUGAGCCAUUGCCAGCUGGACAUCCAGAGCCGCAAUAUCAUCCCUGAGAUCCAGGAGAACUUUCUGUGCCUGUGGGAGUACUGCGAGAGAUCCUUUGACAAUCCCGAGUGGUUCUAUCGGCACGUGGAGGAUCACAGCUUCUGUUCGGAGUACAAGGCAGCAGGGAAGGAGAACCACGUGGUUCUCUGCGGGUGGAAAGACUGUGACUGCACCUUCAAGGGCCGCUGCAAACUGCGGGAGCACUUGCGCAGCCACACGCAGGAGAAGGUGGUGGCCUGUCCUACCUGUGGGGGGAUGUUUGCCAACAACACCAAGUUCUUCGACCAUAUCCGCCGUCAGACUGCGCUGGACCAGCAGAGGUUUCAGUGUUCUCACUGCUCCAAGAGGUUUGCCACAGAGAGGCUGCUCCGUGACCACAUGAGGAACCAUGUGAACCAUUACAAGUGCCCUCUGUGUGACAUGACCUGCCCACUGCCCUCCUCCCUGCGCAAUCACAUCCGUUUUCGGCACAGCGAGGAGCGGCCGUUCAAGUGCGACUACUGUGACUACAGCUGCAAGAAUCUCAUUGACUUGAGGAAACAUCUGGACACACACAGCAAAGAGCCGGCGUAUCGCUGCGAGUUUGAGGCUUGCAGCUUCAGUGCACGUUCCCUCUGCUCCAUCAAACUGCACUACCGGAAAGUCCAUGAGGGUGACGCAGAGCCCCGGUACAAGUGCCAUGUCUGUGACAAGUGCUUCACGCGUGGAAACAACCUUACUGUCCACCUCAGGAAGAAACACCAGUUCAAAUGGCCCUCGGGGCAUCCUCGGUUCAGGUACAAGGAACACGAGGAUGGCUACAUGAGGCUGCAGCUGGUGCGUUACGAGAGCGUGGAGCUCACGGAGCAACUACUGAAGGACAGAGAGAAGCGAGGGGAGGCGCUGGAUGGCUCAGCUGAGUGUGUGGUGCUGUCUGAGGGUGAGGGCAACCUCCAGGGCAUCAUUCUGGAGGGCCCGGCAGAGGCUCCCCUGGUGGAAAACAGGAUCCCUGAGCUGCCAGCAGCCCCGCUGCGCCCAGCAGCGUGCUCUGCUGACAACCCUGAGCCAGCAUGGUCAAGUGCCUUCCCGGGAGCAGCGCUGUCAUUGGAGCAAGAAGCUGGCACCCCAGCCAACCCCAUCAUCCGUGUGGUGAACCGGACCAACGAGCACGGGGAGAGCGAGACUGUGUAUUAUGUCAUGGCCGGCACAUCCUCUGAGGAGCAGGUGGCAGCACCCAGCGGGCUGGCUAUGGAGCUGGAGGAGAACGUCAUGGACCGUCUGCAGAAGACAGCUGAGGAGCUGGGCAUCCAGAUCGUGUGAGGAGACCUGGAUACUUACUGGUCUGGCACGGCACCCAUCUGCAUGGGGGGCUGCAAGGGGAAGCACAAGGAGCUGAAGAGGAGCCAGUGUGGGAACGGCAGCUGCUGCUGGCUGGGCUACAAGUCCUUCUGCAGAGGUACAGCCAGAGUGGGGACAACGGGGCGGCCUGGGGAUGGCUGCAGGGCUCGGGGAGGGCGGGUUGCGUGCUGCGCAUGUGUCUGUGGAGUCUCCCCAGCAGCCUGGUCCUGGGACCAUGAAUGGAUGCAGCCUGGGGCACCCAUAGAUCCUUCCCAGGAUCUACAGCCUUCUCUGGACGCAUCUGCUUGGGCUGCUGUUGUGCCGAGCAGGCUGCACAGGGCGAUGGCCCCGCGCUGCCCUCAGGAACCUCCCUGUUCCCAGUGAACUGCGGGAAACCCGAAGCUGACUUCAACUCAGUGGUGUACGGCAACGAUUGGUGGGUUGGCUCGGUGGUGCGGUACAGCUGCCGGCCCGGGUUCCUGCUGCUGGGGGACCCGGCCAGCGCCUGCCAGUCCGACGGCCGCUGGACCCCCAAGCCCACCUGCCUCCGUGAGUAUCGCGGGGGGACCCGCCUGCAUGGGGAGUGAGCGGGAGGGCUGUGGAUACAUCCCCCACUUUGGGAUAGGAUGAGAGGGAAUGGCCUCAAGCUGCGCCAGGGGAGGUUCAGGUUGGAUAUCAGGAGAAACUUCUUCCCUGAAAGGGUUCUCACGCCUGGAGGGGUUUAAAAGACCGGGACGUUCAAUGCUUAGGGACAUUAUUUAGUAGUGGACAGGUAUGGUUGGACUCGAUGAUCUCAAAGGUCUUUUCCAACCUUGGGAUUCUAUGCUUCCCAUCCCCCUUUCCCCCCAGCCUGCUGUAGGGCUGAUGGACACCCUGUGACACACUCCAGUCGUGCUCUUGCAGGGAUCUGCCUGCGUGGUCGGAUCGAGAUCAGCGAGCGGGAUAUAACCGGGGAGUGCUCCUCGUCCUGCAGCACCCAGGCCCACCUGGGAGCCUUCCUCAACCGUGGCUGCAUCAAGAUCUCCGCCUG
Messenger RNA from Cuculus canorus (common cuckoo), 3237 nucleotides. RefSeq names its product histone H4 transcription factor (gene HINFP). Gene Ontology annotation, molecular function: DNA-binding transcription factor activity, RNA polymerase II-specific; RNA polymerase II cis-regulatory region sequence-specific DNA binding. The transcript is spliced from 10 exons. Gene Ontology annotation, biological process: anatomical structure development; regulation of transcription by RNA polymerase II. The record is from RefSeq and is a predicted model, not a curated record. Bases 549 to 2189 code for a protein of 546 amino acids. NCBI's taxonomy places the organism in Eukaryota, Metazoa, Chordata, Aves, Cuculiformes, Cuculidae.